GAGUCCUUCAGUGACUUCGGAAUUGUUUGGAUAUUUUCCAAGAAAUUAAAUGGCGUGAACAACAACAACAAUUAAAACCAAUUUUGCCCUUUUUAGAUAUGGAAAUCAAUAUACAGGCAAUGGCUUAGUUGUUCACUGUUGUGUAGUAUCUAGUGAACAGAAGUCACUGUGGAGUCAUGGAGGAAGACAUGUAUUACGGAGAUGGUUUGUCUGAUAUUGGAGAUUUGGGAGAUAUUGAUGAAGAUUUAUUGAGAGCUUAUCUUGACGGAGAUGAAGUGAGUCCAGAGAUUGAAGAGCUUCUGAAAGCAUAUGGCCAGGAGGCACCAGAGGCACUGUCGCGUGUAACAGUGAAGGAAUUGUGGGAAAAUUGUUUAUCACCAACAUUUUUCCAGACUGUAGAGAAUCUCCUCCCUCUAUUUCUUCUUUGUUUUGUUUUUAAACUGAUCUGCUCCUUCUCUAAAUCAGGAUCUGAUGACCAAGAUAUUCCACCAUGGCUAAUUCACCUGUCAAGUUUGAUGUUUGGACUUCUUGCCCUGCACAUGUUUUUCCAGCGGAACCUUUUCUAUCUUUUACUGUGUAGUAUACUGGCCUUUGCCGUACUGGUGAUAACAAACUGGAGGAACCGAGAUUAUUGUGGCCUCUCACUCUCAGUAUUUAUCAUAGUUUAUCUUAUUGCCUGUGAAUUUCUUAUGGACAAAACUGUCUGGCACAGUAUUAGAGGGGCACAGAUUAUUUUAUCUAUGAAGAUAAUAGGGCUUGCGUUUGAUCUCAGUACAGGUGUGAUGAUCGAGUUCCCGAGUGUAUUUGCUUUUUUCGGCUACAAUUUUUGUGUAGGAACAGUUAUAUUUGGGCCGUGGAUCAGCUUUUCUGAAUAUAAACAUAUACUGUCUCAGCAUAAAAGACCAAUGAAAGUAUUUUGGGUUUUAAAAGUACUGUUUAGUUUGAUAUGUGCCCUGUUAUGUGUUGUGUGCUCUACUUGCCUUGUACACUGGCUUAUACUGGAUACAAACUUUAAAUGGAUUGUUGCAUAUAGAGAUGCCCAGUCAUUUAGGUUUAGUCAUUAUUUUGUCAGCUUUUUAUCUGAGGUUACAGUUAUACUAUGUGGUCUUGGUGCGACACACCUUAAUGAUGAUGUUAGAUGGGACCUAAGAGUUAGCAAACCUUAUCAUAUAGAAGUACCUAGAUCAUUAGUAGAGGUGGUAACAAAUUGGAACAUCCCAAUGCAUACUUGGCUUAAAAAUUAUGUUUUCAAAUCAGCUCGUCCACUUGGAAAUUUUGCAGCAAUAUUUCUUACAUAUGUAGCAAGUGCUCUUUUACAUGGUUUAAAUUUUCAACUAGCAGCUGUAUUAUUAUCACUGGGUGUUUAUACCUAUGUAGAAUAUGUAUUUAGAAAUAAAUUGUCAGUUAUAUUUGAUGCCUGUAUAAAAGCUAGAAGAUGUAAAGAAGGCUGUGGACAUGCUUAUAAAUAUAGUCAUCCAUAUGUGAUAACAGCUAACCUGUUAUUUGGCAGUGUUGCUGUAUUUCAUCUUGCCUAUCUUGGCCUUAUGUUUGAUCACAGCUCUAGUGAAGAAUCUGGCUACAGUAUGGAACAUACACUAAGCAAAUGGUCUUCUCUGAACUAUCUAAGUCACUGGGUUAUCCUUGGGACUUUCCUAUUCCAUGUGAUUAUAUGAUUAUGAUUGGAUAAUAUUAAGACAUGUGACUUUUGUCUGUCAUAUUAUUGGAUAACAAAAUAAUAUGAUAUUUGUCUGUUAUUAUCCCCCGCCGAAAAUUUUCGGCGGAGGAUAUAGUAAUAGUCUCCGUCCGUCCGUCCGUCCGUCCGACCUUCCGUCCUUCCGUCCGUCCGUCCUUCCGUCCGAAAUUUUUGUCCGGAGCAUAUCUCUAAAAGUAUUUGAGUUAUCAACUUGAAACUUCAUAGGUGGAUAGACCUCAUUGAGGAGGAGUGCAGUGCACAAGAAUGAUAACUCUACCUUGCAUGAUUUU
Ruditapes philippinarum (Manila clam) is the source of this 1983-nucleotide messenger RNA. Its product is annotated as protein-serine O-palmitoleoyltransferase porcupine-like. Gene Ontology annotation, biological process: protein palmitoylation; canonical Wnt signaling pathway; lipid modification. The record is from RefSeq and is a predicted model, not a curated record. NCBI's taxonomy places the organism in Eukaryota, Metazoa, Mollusca, Bivalvia, Venerida, Veneridae. The transcript has 14 exons. Gene Ontology annotation, cellular component: endoplasmic reticulum; membrane. Gene Ontology annotation, molecular function: Wnt-protein binding; palmitoleoyltransferase activity. The coding region runs from base 177 to 1673 and encodes 498 amino acids.